Messenger RNA from Anopheles merus, 1684 nucleotides. It is a transcript of the gene Syx18, whose product is annotated as syntaxin-18. Gene Ontology annotation, biological process: retrograde vesicle-mediated transport, Golgi to endoplasmic reticulum. Lineage: Eukaryota; Metazoa; Arthropoda; Insecta; Diptera; Culicidae. The transcript is spliced from 3 exons. The record is from RefSeq and is a predicted model, not a curated record. Bases 348 to 1361 code for a protein of 337 amino acids. Gene Ontology annotation, cellular component: membrane; endoplasmic reticulum; SNARE complex.
CGCCACAGCCGGCAACUGAAGGGAGGAAGAGGUUAUUUACGAAAGCGUGUUUUUGGAGUUUCGAGACGAUGUUCAACUUCUGCGGAAUUGAUGCGUUUUAAAGCAAAAAACACAAAUCCAUCUUCAGCCACUCGCUCGCCACCGUGUUGCUCUAUCCAACUUCAAUCUCUUUAGUAGCGGCUCUAAACGCGCUCCACUUUCACACGGAGCCCGUUGCACACGUAAACAAUCUCUCUCUCCCUCGUCAUGACACGGAUGUUUUGAUUGCUGCACAUAGAGUGAAAAAACACGGCAGCAAGUCCCCCGGGUGGCGGUGCCGUGCCUCGACCCCAUCCGCAAACACAACCAUGGACAUUACGUCCCUCUUCAAGGCGUCCGUGAAAACGGUCCGGCUGAAGCUGCCCCCGCAGAGCGUCGCUCCGCUGGACAAGAAUCGGAUACUGCAGAAAAAGAAACCGACGCCGGAGAUAUGGGGCAAGGCGAAAACGCUGAAGCAGCAGGUAACGCUGCUGCGGAACUUCUUGAUCGAGAACCGGGCGGCCUACAUGCAGCUGGCGGAGCAUCUGAAGAACUCCGCCCCGCAGAUGACGAACGAGGAGCGCGAUCUGAUCGACCGGGAGACGGAAAGCACGCUGGCGGAUGCGGGUACGCUGAUAGCGGGCCUGAGGCACGAGUGUGCCGAGCUGAAGGCGGACCGGCAGGUGAAGGAGUUCCUCGGCCUGGUGGUGGACAGCCUGUUCGAGUACGCGAACGGGAUACGCAGGAUUGCCCAGGAGCAGAAACAGUUCCGCCAGCGGCGCCAGAUGGAAACGAUGCACUACAUUAAGCUGCAGCCGAAGAUGAAAACCGACCCGUACACGAAACCGCUCGAGGCGGUACCGGCGGAAAGGGAGGCAGUGGCUGCGGCGGUGGUCGCUCCAGCAAGGACCGGGGACAGUUUGGAAAGUGCGCGCAGCGCCGAUAAAACGAUGACGCAAACGGUGGAAGACAUGCAGGACAGCAGCAUGUACGAGGAGUACGAAAGCAACGACCUUAGCCCGGAGGACAUACAGAUGUUCGAGUCGGAAAACAUCCAGCUGUACAACGAACUGAAAGGGCUGUCGGAAGAGGUGGAGCAAAUCCAGCGCAAUGUGGCCGAUAUUACGCAGCUGCAGGAUAUCUUCACCGAGAAGAUAACGCUGCAAAACACGGACAUCGAUCGGAUCGCGACGAACGUAAUAGGCACGACGGAAAACAUGAACGACGCGAACGAACAGAUCAAGCAGGCGAUCCAGCGCAACGCGGGGCUACGGGUGUGGGUACUUUUCUUUUUUAUUGUGAUGUCCUUUACGUUACUGUUCUUGGAUUGGUAUAAUGAUUAAAAAAGGGGGAAAAGACGUAAAAGUAAAUUAUUUAAGGUAAUAAAUGCGGUUAAAGCGAUUAGAAUAGCAAUUUAAAUGGGUGAAAAAAUCGUUUCAUUUCCCAACGAACCAUCAGCUGUUGCACCAAGGUUUAGACAGUGAAAAGGCCUUUUCCGGUGGUGUUCCAAUCUGCGCAGGCCUUUUCUCCUUUCUGCUUGACAACCGUGUCAGGGUGGCUGUCAAAAGUUGCUCGGUCGCAAAAGAAAAAGGGUGCAAAAUUUGCCUUGCUUUCGAUUACUUAACACUCACACUAUCGGGUGCAAGUUUUUCCUCCGUCGUUCCGG